AGGAGGACUGAGGGAGAGAGAGAGAGAGAGGGAGAGAGAGAGUGCAAACAAUGUCAUUCUGUUCAGGAGGCAAUGCUGCAGUCAACUUUGCCGCGCCAUGAAAGCACAUCACCAGCGACCAAGAGGCUCAGAGUGCAGAGAAGUUUUCCUCCUCUCCUCAUGGCGUGUGAUGCGGUCCGAGACUCAUCCGUAGGAGCAGGCUCAUACACCAGGUCUGGCUGUUGGUGGCGUGUUGGAACAUGCCUUGACUUGUUGCGCUGACUGAGUGAGGCAGAGACGGCUUCAGAGAGAGGGAGGGAGAGAGAGAGAGAGAAGACACUCUUGGUCAACAGUUUGCCAGAGUGAAGUGCCCCACAGACUUGGGAGAGCCCUGCAGCACCAAUGGACAGACUCCUGUUGAUAUCAACACUCGCCGGGGCCGAGCGUGAAUGGAGGAGCGCCACUCCUGCCUCGCUGCUUGAGCUCCACCACCCCCGGGGGGCUUUCAGUGUGAGGCCUUCCAACAACCAUCGCCAUGAAGCUGGGCAUGAAAGGUGUGAGAGUCCGGAGUGCCAGACUGGUGGCAAGGUGGGAAGUGCACGGCAAAGACCGGUCGGGAUCGUGCCGGGGGGGGGAGAGAGGCAGGCGGAGGGACGGAUCUGUCGGACGCGGGUGCUGUGGGUGUUUCUCUGGCAGUGUCUUAGCUGGUUGUUGUGAGGAGUGAGAACGAAGCAAUCAGCAAGUAUACUGCCGCAGAAAUUCUUCGCAAUAAGAGGCCCUGGGAAUCGCAGCCAACACGGGGAGGAAAACGAGAGGAAGGAAAAACAACAAAUCAGCAUUGCAACAAACAAGGAUGCUGCUGCUACUGUAAGUUUUUACAUGUGUGCUCACACUGUAGAGAUUAACCAGAGCUGAGGAGCUGAUACAGAAUGAACUGAUGAUAGAUCAGCUGAGAGCAUGGCCUUUGUGUGUACAGCCUCUACAAUAUUUACAAUUGGAUCAAAGCAUCCAGCUUCUACUCUUUCUUUUGUACUUUUAUGACGCUCUGCUGCCAUCUUGUGACUGAAAGCGAUCUCCCAGCAUGCUUUUGUUCAUCAAACACCACAGCAAUUUGUAAAACCUACAUUGUAUACAUUUUUUUUCCAUUGAGACUGAAUUUUUUUCAUCAUGAAUUAAAACUGUAAAAAAUUUAAUAAAGAGAGCAAAUAAAAGUUACUUAAGGACUGAUUCGUUCAUUUGCUUUGUUUGUUUUCUCAGUACACAUGCGUUUUGUAAUAAUGGAGUCUGGAGAAAACUUGUGUUGUACCACUUUGCGCUGUGUAAAACCUUUGUGAGACCCUUGAAAAAAUGACGUUGCUAUGCAAACACAGUACACCUAAUGAGUGCUGAUGAGCCAGAAUGGCCUGGAUACCAGGUGCACACACUAAUUCAGGUUUUCAUAUACACACACACACACACACACACACACACACACACACAGACACGCACAGAGCAAACGCAGAUACAGCUGAAUGUAUGGUGUGCUCCUGAUUUAAGAUCCCAAAAAAAAAAAAAAACGUAUAUUCUCGACACAAUCUUUUGUUGAUUUAUUGUUAACACUUGACGUAAUCGUGUAUUGUAAAACUGAAUGUUGGUGAUGGAUGAUUCGGACGGUAAAUGCAGAUGUGUCUGCAGCAGGCUGCUGGAAAACGACCAGCGUGCCACUGCAUUGCUGUAAACACAAAAAAAGGGGUUGCAGUUUUUCUGAGCUGCAGCAAUGCAGAAGCGGUAAAGUCCUGCUCUCACACAAGGUCACCGCUUCAUGGCUUUAAAUCUUCCUACUCCUCAGCUCCUUGGUAAACCAAACAAUCACAAAGACACCGAGGAAUUAACAGCAACUCUACACAAAGCACGGCAGACGAUCCUCAUUACUCAAAAAUGUCACAACAAUUAAAUACUUUAUCACGGCCUGUGGGCCCAACGAACUGAUUGAUAACGAGAAAAUGUACUUUGAUGCAAAAUGUAACCAUCAGCUGAAAUUUUUAAUUAAAUGUGUGUUUUCCAUUUAAUAAUGGCUUUAUUAGAGUGCUGAGGGUGACUAUCUCAGUCCUACAAUGGAGAGCUCACAUGUUGGCUGGGUGAUGCAGUGUGUUACUGUGACCUGCUUUUUAAAAUUGAAAUAUGUGCUAGUGUUUUCCAACUGUUCGAAUCUGAUGUUUCAUGUGAGCUGGGGAAUAUAAUAAGUUCAGUUGAACACCUUAAUGUUAAUAAUACUUUAAAAUUACUUAGUGCUGAAUGAUAAGUCAAUUAAUUCAGGUUCAACUGGCAACCAUUUAAUAGUUGAUAAACCAUAAUUAAGCUUCCAGAUCACAAACUGGAGGAUUUGCCACUUUCUCUGAUUUAUAGUGGAUUUUACACCUUGGGAUCUGGAGUACUGGUUGGACAAAACAAGCAGAUUUGACCUUUGGCUCUGAGAAAUAUUAAAGGCUGCCUUUCGCUUUUUUGUGACGUUUUAUUGACCAAACAAUUAUUCAACUAAUCAUAAAGAAUUAAUUUUUUAUAUUAAUUAUUGAAAUAUGUUAGUUGCAGUCUUAAUGAUAUUUUGGUGAUUUACAGCAUUACAGCUGUCGCUACAUUUUGAGAUCCUUGUGUCAAAUGCACUUUGUGCUCAUUUAUUACCCUGUCUUACUUUAAAGCUUGUAUGUACUCUCUGAUUCUCUUUGUGUUGUGAUGAUUUUUAACCCUUGUUGUUAUUUCUUUUACUUUUCUAUUUGAUAAUCUUGCAUUUUGUAAAGUACUUUAUUACCCUGUACAUAAACUGUAUUGUUAUUAUUUCUAUUGCCAAGAUUGAGAAAGGAAUGGGUCACCUUUUAUUAAAAUAUAAUAAUAAUAAUAAACAUCAGAUGUAUUGUAUACUUCCCUGCUAAAUGUCCAUGCUUGAAAUGAGAGGUGACAUAACAGGGUCAUUUCUUAUAUACACACCAUGUCUGGAAUGGGAAAGUUUUUUUAACAUGAUGUCAUCUGUUCCUAUUUGACAAGCUCUAAUGCAACAGCUUCACUAAGGUCACACCAGUAAACAUCAUUAGAGCCAAGAAUAGUCCCAUAUGAGUCUCUCCUACCAGCUGACUGUGACUUCUGCUUUGGGUUCCGGGUUGUCACGGGGAGGGAGGGGUUAAAUCCGGAGAGAAAACUUUUGUUUGGCCGCCUUAAAGCAGAGAAGUGAGUUUAAGUCAUAAGGCUGGACCCGAAUUUUUCAGUGUCGCCUGUUUUUUUGGGGAAACAGCGCGGACACCCCGCGGUAGGCUAAUAUUAACAUGUGCAACAACAGCGUGGUGGACUAGUCUGUUGGCAAACACCGUAGCACGUUUGACACGAGAUGAUCUUAUCGAUGAGCUGACAAAGGUUCUUCUAAUCACAGCAAACGAUGGCGAGCGGAAAUCACACGGUUGUUUACUUGUCUGAGCAGGUGGUCGUCUUGUUUUCGUGCGCGCUCUCGUUUGUGGGCUCGUCCCUGAUCAUCCUCACCUACAUUAUCUGGUCCGACUUGAGGACCACUCCGAGGAGACUCCUGGUCUACCUCUCGGUGUCGGACUGGCUCUCCGCCGUCUCCUACGCCUUCGGAGUCUGGAGCGUUUUCCAGACCGACUCGGUGGACUGCAUCGUUCAAGGGGCAGUAUCCACCUUCGCGAACACCAGCUCUUUCUUCUGGACCGUGGCCAUAGCCAUUUACCUGUACGUUUUCAUCGUGAGGUCCAGUCAGAGAGUCGCCGACAGCCUGGAGCUGAUUUUCCACCUGGUCAGCUGGGGUGUUCCUCUGAUCAUCACUGUUGCAGCCGUGUCCCUAAACAAGAUUGGCUACGACGCAUCAGAGGUGUCCGUGGGCUGGUGCUGGGUCAGGAUCCACACUCCUGACCGGGUCCUGUGGAUGCUGCUGACCGGAAAGAUCUGGGAGUUCCUGGCUUACCUCACCCUGCCCGUCCUCUACAUCCUGAUCAAGAGGCACAUCCACAUCGCGCAUGCUGCCCUGUCCGAGUACCGUCCCAUUUUGGCCCACAGGCCUCCGGCCCACUCCUUCUCCUCCAUGGCUGAUAGGAAGCUAACACUUAUUCCUGUCAUCUUUAUCGUCCUGCGCAUUUGGAGCACAGUGCGCUUCAUACUGCUGCUAGCGGGCUCUCCAGCCAGACAGAGCCCAGUGCUGGUCACCCUGCAUGGAAUUGGCAACACCUCGCAGGGAGCAGCCAACUGCAUCAUGUUUGUGUUGUUCACUCAGCCGCUCCGCUCACGCCUGUGCACCACGCUCUGCUGCUGCUGCUCCAAGUGCCGAGCAGAGGUGCAGCACUCGCACGACACCCGUCGCAGGCUGCUGCCGGGACAGGACGCGUCCACACUGAGAGAGGAAGACAGCACCAGCCGAGCCGGGACCGACAGAUGAUACUUGAGAGAAGGGAGACAAAGGCUGACAUUAAGGGAGCGAUGGUGGUUCGGCCUCUCGAGUGCUGGUGCAUGCUCAUGUUUGUCACAGGAAAAGUCACAUGCCUGCACUUUGGGCGAUGAGGAUGAUGCCGCCUGAUUGUACGCCAGCAUUUGGUCAAGCAUUUUGAAUGUGACAUAAACUGCACAUACAGAUCAAUUUUGUACUGUGGUUUUAUAGAUGUGCUGUAUAUGAAACCUUUGAAGUGCCAUUUCACUUUAAGUUGAUCUUUGUACAUGGUCACAUGGUCACAUGGUCACAUGGCCAAACACAGCUGCAGUUCUGUUCAUGUUUUUACAGUCAAGUAACAUAUUUAAAAUGUGUUUUGAUUUUUAGAAAGAUUAUCACUUUAAUAUAUUCUGCUAUUUAACUUUAAAAAAUUUUCAGUGUAUAUCCAAUAUGACUUUGGGUGUGUUUAUAAGUUUUGCAAGGAACCUGCUUCUAUCUGACCAUCUCUUGAAAUAUAGUCAAUCAAAAGAUGACAUGGGCACAGUUUUCUGUCUGUUCAGUUCACUUAAAUACAUACACCAGAGUUGCAUUAAAAUAUACAACAUUCUAGUAGAA
Messenger RNA from Seriola aureovittata, 4993 nucleotides. It is a transcript of the gene gpr157, whose product is annotated as G protein-coupled receptor 157. NCBI's taxonomy places the organism in Eukaryota, Metazoa, Chordata, Actinopteri, Carangiformes, Carangidae. The coding region runs from base 3383 to 4390 and encodes 335 amino acids. Gene Ontology annotation, cellular component: plasma membrane. The record is from RefSeq and is a predicted model, not a curated record. The transcript is spliced from 6 exons. Gene Ontology annotation, molecular function: G protein-coupled receptor activity; cAMP binding. Gene Ontology annotation, biological process: cell surface receptor signaling pathway; adenylate cyclase-activating G protein-coupled receptor signaling pathway.